AGGACACAGAAACAUAUCAGAAUUAUCAGAGAUCAUAGAACUUACCGAAUUAAUUUCUAAAAAUGAAAAUUUAUUUCUAAUUUAAAGAGAUUUUUUGAAAAUUAAAGUCGCCUUUGUACAGUUUUUCAUGACUACCGUACUAAAACAUUGUUUACAAAUAUCAGGGAAAGUAGUAACCAACUCCUGUCGAUUCAAAAAUUCAAGGUAUUUUACAGUUAAUAUGACUGCUGUCGUCAACACCGAACAAAUUAGAAACAAAUUGAUAAAUGAAUUAAAGGCUACACACGUGCAGCCUUUUCGCCGCAUUUAAAGUCCAAAUUAAAAUUCACCCACAACAUAUAUGUUAUCGAAAAUUCUGAAAUGGUUGUGGAAAAAAAAUUUUCGUUGAGAAUGUCUUUCGAGAAUUGGUUACUCCUUUUUGGUAUUCUGCUUGCUAUACUACUGAGAAAUAUAACUAUGCUGCAUCCUUACUCGGGACAAGGAAAUCCACCAAUGUAUGGAGAUUUUGAAGCACAAAGACAUUGGAUGGAAAUAACUACCAAUUUACCUGUUAAAGACUGGUAUCGAAACACUUCCGACAAUAAUCUUCAAUACUGGGGACUUGAUUAUCCGCCCCUUACAGCUUAUCACAUGUAUUUUUGUGGAUUAAUUGCAUCAUACUUAAAUCCUAAUUAUACUUCUCUUCACAACUCCAGGGGAUUUGAAAGUGAUGGUCUCAAGAAUUUUAUGAGAAUGAGUGUGCUUAUCAUAGACCUUCUCUUAUAUAUGCCUACUGUGAUGAUCUUUUAUUAUACAAGUGUUGAAUUUUACCAAAGUAUUCAAGUCAGCAGAGUUGAAUCGAAAAAAAAACCUCCUUUAUUGCAUCCUUUCUUAUCUACUAUUCUUGCUUUUUAUUAUCCAGGAAAUGUUUUGAUAGAUCAUGGACAUUUUCAGUAUAAUUGUGCAUCUUUAGGCUUUACAACUUUGUCUGUUAUAUUCUUGAUACGUGGAAAGAAUAUUUUUGCUUCAGUUUUUUUCUGUUUUGCACUGAACUAUAAACAAAUGGAACUGUAUCAUUCCUUACCUUUCUUUUUUUAUUUGUUGAGUACUUGUAUACCAAGACCGGGACAGAAAGCUAUUAGUGGGUUAUUAUCAUUAUUCAAAAUUGGUUUAGCAGUUAUCUUAACAUUUUAUAUAAUUUGGUAUCCGUUCGUUUCUGAUUUCAAAAGCAUUUUGCAGGUUCUUGAACGAUUAUUCCCUUUCAAUAGGGGAAUAUUCGAAGAUAAAGUUGCCAAUUUUUGGUGCAUUGUCAAUGUUUUUUACAAACUGAAAACUUGCGAUCAUUCGAAAUUGAUGAGAUUGUGCUUAUUCACAACACUCUCGGCAGUCUUUCCCUCCAGUAUAGAUUUGUUUUCGAGACCAAAUUUGAGAAAGUUCAUUUUGGCUCUCAUUAACAGCUCUCUGGCAUUCUUUUUGUUUUCUUAUCAGGUUCACGAAAAAACCAUUUUAGUUGCAGCAUUGCCAGUGGUGCUGUAUACUCCAGAGGAUCCUUUUGUUUGUUUUUGGUUUCUUUUUGUUUCUGUAUUCAGUAUGUUGCAUUUGUUCGUUAAAGAUGAUCUUUUAGAUUCCGUACCAACUUUGCUGAUAUGUUAUUCUACAAUUUUUUGUCUUUGUAUGAUGUAUGCAUACUGGAGAACGAAAAAUUCGAAAAACCGGCCUUCAAUAUUUCAAUUUAUUCAGUACAUUUUAGAGGAAGAAGGUUGUAAAACGGAGAACGAUUCUAAUUGGAAAUUAUUGAGAUAUUUCGCACGUAUGAAAAAAGAUUAUAGUUUCCUCAGAAAUUUCCUGUUUACUUUCACUAUGGCCAUGUCUUUUGUUGGAUGUAUUUUGAUUCUGAUUCUUUAUUCGGUUGUUACUCCUCCUGCUAGGUAUCCAGAUUUGUUCCCAUUGAUAACUUCUGCUUACUGUUGCGUGCAUUUCCUUGGUUUCUUUUUGUAUUUCAAUAUAAAACAGCUUCAGAUACCUCAGGAUUUUGGGGAUAUCGGUGAUGUAAAGUUGAAAUAAAAUUAGUUUUAAGUUGUACAUUUAAGUUUAACUAAUGUAAAUGACAAAUAUGUCAUACGUCCUAAUAAAUCAUAUAUAUUGUGAUUCAUUCGUGUCGUGUAUGUGGAAAUUUAUAGAAUAAAUGUGUUUGGGGGUUUGUAUUUGUCUUUGAGAGUGCUUUGAAGUAUACCAAUUUUCUAACAGGUUCCAUUUAUAUAAUAUAAACUACACAUGAAACAAACAGGCUAUGAAUGAAUUUUUAUAUCAUGUUCUGUAGGUGGAAAUUUAUAGAAUAAAUGUGUUAUUAUUC
Molecule: messenger RNA, 2332 nt
Organism: Coccinella septempunctata (seven-spotted ladybird)
Lineage: Eukaryota; Metazoa; Arthropoda; Insecta; Coleoptera; Coccinellidae
Product: dolichyl pyrophosphate Man9GlcNAc2 alpha-1,3-glucosyltransferase-like
Exons: 2
Coding region: 361-2043 (560 amino acids)
Biological process (GO): isoprenoid biosynthetic process; protein N-linked glycosylation; cholesterol biosynthetic process
Cellular component (GO): cytoplasm; endoplasmic reticulum membrane
Molecular function (GO): ATP binding; dolichyl pyrophosphate Man9GlcNAc2 alpha-1,3-glucosyltransferase activity; mevalonate kinase activity
Source: RefSeq, a predicted model, not a curated record